AUGGGAUACGAUCAGCGUGACUACGAUUCUCGCGGCAGUGGCAGCGGAAGCUACAAUGGCUCGCGGUCGUCUGGCUAUGACGACUAUAGUCGUCGAGGAAGCUACGGGGGUGAGUCCAGCUCUCGUGACUACGGCUCGCAACGGGGAGGGCGCUAUACCUCAGGCAAUGGUGGCUACAACACCGGAUACGACUAUCGCAGUCAAGGUUCUACCUACAACGGUAACUACACGGAGCACGGGUAUGGUGAUCGUAGUGGAGGGAGACACAACGAUACUCGUGCCAGAGGCUACGAUGACCGAAGCUACAGCAAUGGCAGCCGUGAAACCAGAACUCAACGCUACGGCAAUGGUGAAGUCGACCGUUCUCGCCAGAACUACAACUACGAUACUCAAGCUUCGACUCGAAACUACAGCAAUCAAGACUAUGGCAGUGGAUCAAGACGGGGCAGCUACGACACGGCGUCUUCUGGAAGUGCAUCACGCCGAUACGAUCAAGGUCGUUCCAGCUCGCACGAAAGUCGUGGGUUCAACAACACUCAAAGUAGCAGAUACGAAGACCUAUCUCGCGGUGGCAGACGCUAUGAAGACAAUUCUCGAAGCAGUCAAAGCCAAAGUGAACGAGGUUACGGCGGUGACUCCAACACUCGUCCAAGUCGCGGCUACGGCAGUGGCCGUGGACGCGCAGAACAAGGUCAAGGUGUUGGAGAUGUUUGUGGGUGUGGCUACGAGAAGAUAGGCGAUGCAAUCAUGGACCCACGGAUUAAAGACCUGUGGACCGGCCGUGCUCCUCCGUUGAAGAUCAACCCGGACGAUCCCGACCUGCAGAAGGAGACGCAGAUCUGUCGACGUCCUGGAUUCGGUAAAGAUGGUAGAGUGAUGAAGAUGAACGCCAACUACUUUAGUAUCUCGCUGGAUAACGCUCCUGUUGAGGUGUUCAAAUAUCACGUCGACGUCGUGCGUUCACCUCCUCCCGAUCAGAGUAUGUCGCCCAUGAAGGGCGAGAAGCCACAGCCGCCACAACCUGUGCGGCUUCUGCCUCGAACACUGGUACGCAAAGUGAUCAACGCGGCUCUACAUCAGUACGAAGCCGAGUUCGGCGGCGUUCGUGUCGUGCAUGACGGCAUGUCGGCUCUGUUCUCGCCGCAGAAGUUCAAGUGGAACGCUAGAGACUUUCCUGACGUGAACCCGGACGGCUCAAGCUCUGAGCAGCAGAAAGGUGGAGGUUUUCAUCGUCGAGGACCACCUACAUUCGUUGUUAAGGUCAAGCUAGCCGAGACGAUUGCUCUUCGAAGUCUUGAGGAACACUACAGAAACCCGGACGAGAACGUGAUGCCCGUUCUCCAGGCGCUGGACGUGGUUGCGCGUCACCUUGGAGCUCAGCGUCUUGUCUCCGUUGGACGCAACUUCUUCGCUAUGAAGAAAACACACGAGCUCAAAGGAGGUAAAGAGUUAUGCUGGGGAUACCACCAAGCCAUUCGCGUGGCUGAGAAGACGCUGCUGAUGAAUAUCGACCAGGCUGCUACCGUGUUCUAUGAGCCUUGCGAGCUCAUGAAGCUGGCAAUUUCGGCUCUAAACGUUCGUUCUCCUGAAGACGUACACAAUCUCUCAGAGCGGGAUAUGCGGAACUUAGCGCGGGCUCUGCGUAAAGUUGAAGUGGCCCCAACGCACCGCAAAGACCGGAAGCGCGCCAUCUUCGGUGUCAGUCCUGAUCGCGCUGACCGGACUAUGGUGGACAUCAAGGGCGAGACGAUGAGUGUGGCUGAAUACUUCUACAAGAAGUACAAUGCACGACUCCGGUACCCGAAUCUGCCGCUCGUGAACGUGGGUAGUAAGAAAGCUGGAAGGGAGAACUGGUUACCCAUCGAGUUAUGCGAAGUGGCGCCAGGACAGCGCUGUCCGAAUAUCAACGACCUGGACACGGCGGAGAUUAUUCGCCAGACCAGCCAGCCCCCACACCAGCGUCGAGAGAACAUCCUCAGCCAGAUGCAUCAAGCUGGAUUCGAGAACGACCCGUACCUGGCUGCCUUUGGCUUGAAGGUCGACCAGCAACCGGAGACGACGGAGGUGCGGGUGCUCGACCCUCCUGAUGUCCAGUACGCGAAUGUUUCUGAGCGUCCAUCGGGUGGGCAGUGGAACUUGAGAGACAAAAAGUUCGUGAACGGCGCUGUACUACGUAACUGGGGUGUGGUUGUAGACGCCAACGUGAGUCCUCGAGAUGUGAACAACUUCAUUGGAAUCAUGGUGGAUACUGCGAGUAAAUGCGGGAUAUCAAUGGAGUGCCGAAGACCACUGGUGAUUGACCGCUCGAAUCAACGGGCAGAAGUGGAGGAUCUCAUGAAGUCCUGCUUCCGAGAGCUGGAGAACCGUGGCAACGGCACUCCUCAGCUCAUUAUGGUGAUUAAGCAAGACAAGGGCUCCGUCUCUUAUGGUCGCAUCAAGCGCAUGUCGGACACAGUGCUGGGGAUCCCAAGCCAAUGCAUCGUCGCUACAAAUCUGCGAAAAGCCAACCCGCAAGUGUGUGCGAAUGUGUGUUUGAAGAUAAACAUGAAGCUGAGUGGCAAGAACUCCGUGCUUCGGGAGCUUCUACCCCUGAUCAGUACGUGUCCUACGAUUGUGAUCGGCGCUGACGUCGAGCAUCCUCGCUCCGGAAUGGGUUCUCGACCUUCAAUUGCGUCUGUUGUCGCUUCGAUGGACGCAUACUCGGCCAAGUACAUUGGGCGUGUGGCUGCGCAAAAAGCAGCGAACGACAUUCAACAAUUGCCGCACAUGCUGCGCGAUCUCUUCCUGGCGUUCUACCGGAACACGGAUCGGCAACCCGAGCAUGUCAUCUACUAUCGAAAUGGAGUGAGCGAAGGGCGCUUCUAUGAUAUCCUGCAGACCGAAAUGCGAGCGCUACGUAAAACGUUCAAGAUGUUGUCGGACGACUACAAUCCACCGGUGACCUUCGUGGUUGUCAAUAAGCGCCACCACACGCGCACUUUCCCGAUUAAUACUCGAGACGGCGACCGCAAGGGCAACGUGGUGCCGGGUACGGUGCUCGACACGGAUGUCGUGAGUCCGCACAGGUUCGACUUCUUCUUGUAUGGACACAGCGGUAUCCAAGGCACCAGUGUUCCGUGCCACUACACGGUGCUGCAUGAUGAGAACAAGAUGACGGCCGACGAGCUGCAGAGACUCACGUAUCAUCUCGGAUACACGUUUGUGCGGUGCACUCGCUCGGUGUCGUUCGCGACUCCUGCUUACUACGCGCAUUUGGCUGCUGGACGCGCUCGGUUCUUCCUGUACGAAGGAUCAUCCGACACGGCGUCGAUGAGCACCAACUUUUCGAGUUCAUCCAGCUUCGAUUUCGCUGGCUUGCACAAGAACAUGCUGAAUUGCAUGUUCUACGUGUAA
Phytophthora nicotianae INRA-310 is the source of this 3393-nucleotide messenger RNA. RefSeq lists its product as hypothetical. Bases 1 to 3393 code for a protein of 1130 amino acids. The transcript has a single exon. NCBI's taxonomy places the organism in Eukaryota, Oomycota, Peronosporomycetes, Peronosporales, Peronosporaceae. Gene Ontology annotation, molecular function: protein binding; RNA binding. The record is from RefSeq and is a predicted model, not a curated record.